This is a messenger RNA of Plutella xylostella (diamondback moth), 723 nucleotides long. Lineage: Eukaryota; Metazoa; Arthropoda; Insecta; Lepidoptera; Plutellidae. The record is from RefSeq and is a predicted model, not a curated record.
AUGCGCGAUGAUCUAACCGACAUUAUAAAUACAUGCUUGAAAGGCCAGUUGAAACAGCUACGAGAAGAAAUCAACGACGUGAAGGACUCGAUCUCGUUCACAAACGCUAUGUUUGAAGAGUUCAAAUCUGACGUCAUAUCUGCUAAAAGCACCAUGCACCAAGUCCAGAAGGAGAAUGAGGACCUGCGCGCCACCACGAGUAUCCUGCUUCAGCGUAUCCACCAGCUGGAGCAGCUCAGCCGCAUCUCCAAUCUCGAAAUCCAGUGCGUGCCCGAAACAAAAGGAGAGAACGCUGUUAGUUACGUCACUCAACUAGGUCACAUAAUUAAGUGUGAGAUACGUGAAACUGACAUCUCGUACUGCUCUCGGACUGCAAAGGCUAACCCACAAAGUACCCGUCCGCGCUCCAUACUGGUGAAGUUCCAGAGCUCACGCACCAGGGACUCAUAUCUAGCGGCUGCUAGCAAAUACAACAAAGAGAACCCUAACGAGAAACUGAACACCGCACUCCUUGGAAUCGCUCUGGAAAAGAAGUCUCCAGUUUACGUGGUCGAGCACCUGACCCCCGACACCAAGUCACUUCAUACUGCAGCCCGCCAGAAGGCCAAGGAGCUGGGUUGGAAGUACACUUGGGUCAAAAAUGGACGAGUUUUGAUGCGGAAGUCUGACAACUCCGAUUACGUGUUGGUACGUGAUAUUCAAAUGGUCAAUAAUUUAAAAUAA